UAGUCUCAAAAAUAAAACAAUAAAAAUGUCUGGAAGAUAUGAAUGUAAAUUAUCACCAGAAUUGAUGAAAAAAGCUGUUGCGGAAUUAAACGAACCUGAAGAUAAUGAUAAGAGAUUGGCUGCAAUUGAUAAGCUGAGAACAAGAUUUGAAGAAGAAGAUAAUGGAUUGGAAUUAAUUCGGUCUGAUGAUGAUUUUUUACUCAGGUUUCUCAGAGUGAAAAAGUUUGAUGAGGAUCGAGCCAUGGAGACUCUUGUGAACUAUCAUAAACAGAGAAAUGAAUGGAAAGAACUUUUUGAUUAUGUUGAUGACCCUACACCUUUCAAAGACUUGAUAUCGGCUGGACCAUUGCUUCCUUUGAGAAACGGCAGAGCAAAAGAUGGUACUUUUGUCAUGAUUGUGAGACCAGGAUAUGGUUUUCAGAGCAAGGACGAUAUGCUGAAGUUCAUCGCUAUACUGAUUUUAUCACUCGAUAAAUUACUAGAGCAAGAAGAAUUCCAGAUUCAUGGUAUGACUGUAAUAGAGGACAUGACACAUUUUGGACUGACAAUGGCAUUGCAAAUGGCAUCUGUGGGCAAAAGGAUGCUUCAUAUUGUUCAGGAGGCUAUGCCUAUUCGAGUUAAAAGCUUAAAUAUGGUCAAUGAAGGUCUUGUGUUCGAUACUAUAUAUGCAGUCAUCAGUGCUUUCAUGAAAGAAAAAAUGAAGGAAAGGCUGAUGCUUCAUGGAUCAAACUUCAAAACUCUUCACGAUAAAAUCGAUCCGGCAUAUCUACCAUUCUUUCUUGGUGGAACAGGACCAGAUCUGAAUACAGACUGGUGGACAAAUGAAAUUUUGUCAUCUUGUGGAACUGGAGAGGACACAGCUUUGUAAUUUGAUCAAUUGCUGUAGAUCAGGCGUGUGCAACAUGCCGGCCCGUGGGCCAAAACCAGACCCACCAAGACAUUUAGUGUGGCCCUAGUCAACGCUCAGAUUUUUCUGAAUUAUAUCUUUCGCCGCUUUGCCAGGCGUCUUUUUUACUGUAAAGCUGAGUGAUAGCUCUUUUUUAGCCUUUCUCACGGCGUUGUAUAAAUGGAAAAACUACGGUAAUUUUUUGUGUGGCCCAGGGAUAUGUCUGAAGUUGAUUACAUGGCCCACCGACAAAAAAAUGUUGCACACACCUGGUGUAGACCCAUCAAUUGUAUAAAUAAUUGGUAUUUGUGCGAUAUUAUCUCGGACAUAUGUUUACCGGUACUUAUCGUAAUUUCAAGCAGCUAUUGGGGUAAGUGAAGCUAAUUACUUCAAAAUCAGAAUCUUUACAGUUCAUUAUGGACUUUUUUGGAAUUUUUUCUUUUGCUAAGAUUGUGGGUUUGGAUUAGGAAAUGGGUGCUCCAGAAGUAUGCGCACCAAGAUGUCGCACAGCCUGAAUCCUAACCGGUACAUACAUACUAUGUUCAGGUGGUGCGCCAUCUUGGUGCGCAUACUUCUGAAGGUCCAAGAAAUGAGUGGUUUGGAAGUUGUGCUUUUUUAAAAUAGGUCUGUAUUCAUGCUAGGACAUAUCUCAUAUUAUAAUUUACUUAUUGUUUAGUUAUUCUUAUAAGCAAUUGUAUUCUUGAUUAUUUUUGGUAGAAUUUUUGCACAAUGUUUCCGUUCCGUUUAGAAUUGAAUCUAUAGUACUUUUGCACAAUAAAUAUUCACCUGCUGUUUCCUGUUUGAAUAUGCAACUGUCGAACUUCAAUCGAAAAAUCGAUUUUGUUACUGCUGUGGCCAUACUUCCUUUACUGAUCCCUAUCCUGACCAAAUUCCUUAUGUAAUAAGUUAAACAAAUUGUGUUUCACUGUUACAUUUUCUAAUUUCUUCAAAUUAAAGCCAUAAGUUUUUUUGUUCAUUUAUCAUUCUAUCCUGUUAUUUUAAAAUUGAAUCUGAUAAUAUAAUCUGGAGCAGUGGUUCUCAAACUUUUUAAGCCGCGUCUAAAGGCUUCACGCCCCGUUAUAAAAUUGUCUACGCCCCCUUUGUGGGCCGUGCCCCACCGUUUGAAAACCACUGAUCUAUAGUUUUUCAUAAUAUUAGCAAUCAGGUUCAUGCAUCUGAAACGAAUAUCUUGUUCAACUAAUUCUCAUACCUGACAUGGUAGCCAGAUAAGAUGCUCUGGUUAAGUCAUAUAAUUAAGUCAUUGUAUCAGCUUACCUGUCUACAUGGAUAAAUAUGAAAUUGCUAUCCUAUCAGCAACUUAAAUCUGUUGAAAUAGGCUUCAAAUAUGGUACAUCCUAUUAUAAGUUCGCUAAUAUCAGUUAGAUUGAACCUUUUAUGUUCUGAAGUAUGAAUCUGUAUCUUUGUAUUACUGUGUAUCACUUUUUCUUAUAUAAACCUCAUUUUCUUAUGCACCUCUUAGAUUUAUUUGCCAAAUUUUGCGAUUGAGUUCCAGACAUAAAAUCUUGUAAAUUUAUUUUGAUUUUGAGAGAAAUACUGCAAAUCAUGUUUUUCAUCCAAUUAUGUUCCUGGCUUAAUUUUUUAAUUAAUUUUUAUGCUGGGUCGAGUUCACCAAAGAUUUAAAUUUAUUGAGCCAUUUCAAUAUAAUAAUACAUAUGUGUUUGCUAUAGGGCUUUAUAAUAACUGCGAUGUCGAAUUCAUAUGCAACAAAUGAAAAUAAAAUAAAGUAAACUUGGAAAAGGCAUGUACUGUAACAGAUUUUAUUUUUAUUUUCUCCCAUUAUAAUUUUUUUUAUCUAACUCUUUUGUAAACUCUGAGCAGUGGUUUUCAACCAGGGUUCCAUCAGAACAGUCCAGGGGUCCCACAAGUACCCAUUAGGAUGCGAGAGUAUAGAUUAGUAAAUGUAUAUUGUUUUAAUAUAGUCAAAUAUCUAUUAUGUUUGCCACUAUCAUUAAACUUGCAAAAUUUCAUUUUGUCAGUAUAAAGUUUUCUUCUAUAUUUAUUUAUUCCAUUCAGACAAUAAAGAACAAUUAAACUAUUGCGCAGGGGUUCCUCGAUCCUCUGGAAUGUUUAAUUGGGAACCACCAGAAAGGUUGUAAACCACUGCCUCAAAGCAUCCAUUCGUAUUUAUUCGUAUAUUGUAGCACAAUUUCCGGUAGAUAAAAUAAUAUUCCCAUUACACUGAGUACUUAGUAGAGUUCAUUAUAUUAAUAUUAUAUACCAAUAUAGCACAUUUUUUUAUUUACCUAUGUAACUACCUGUAUAACCUUAAUUUUCGUGUUUCACUUUCCCUGUGAUGGAAAUGUCUUCCAGAACCAGGGCUGUGGUGACCGGACGACAGGCCGUGGUGUGCCAUAUUAUUAAGUCGUCUUUUCGAUUUUCUCCACUAACUGGAUAAAUAAGUAAAUCCUAUCCUUAAAACAAGCUGAAAACAAUUUUGUCUCUCAAAUCUGGUUAAGAAAAAUUUCAACCCGUCUCCUAAAUACGGGUGGUAAAAAUUUUCCAAACUCCAAUGAAAUAAAACCUUAACAAUUUUGUCUUUUUAUAUUUCCAAUGGAAGUCUAAAAUUCCGGACUCCAGUGAAUUGAGAAUAUUCUAACUUCAAAUAGUUUGGAAAUGCAACUCUGACUACCGUGAAAACCUCUAAAACUCCACAGCCCUAUUUAAUAUUAUUAGACUGUUUUCUGUAUGGUACAUUGCAACAUUGAUGACAGCUUCAUCAACUAAAAUCUACCUUAUGUAUUUUUUCUAUAGUUGUUAAAAUUUUAGAGAUGCCAAAAUUGAUUUUUUCUUAUUUUCAUUGUUUAGGCUCUAUCUAUUAUAAUGAAAUAGUGUGGUUGGCAAGCAUGAAAUAUUGAUAAAAUUUAAUAAUUCAAGCAUUUUCCUUUUUUAAUGUUCCGUUCAAUUCGUUUUGAAAUAAUCAUUAUUUGAAUUUUUGAUUUAGUUUAAGAUAAACUAUGAUUGUUUAAUACUAUUUUUCACCGUAAUUGUCAUGAAAUCUGGGAUCCUGCGAUAAUUAUGCUUUCUUUUCGAAAUCUAUUAGUAUUUUUUUUUCAAAUCAAGCAUAUACAAUUAUUAAAAAUUCAUUUUUGCUCCACUGUUUGAACUUCUUGAAGAUGCAAACAAGUCUAUUUGCAGAAGACCUGAUUGUUUCAGCUUGCUUUAGGCCCAGAAUUGCAUCAUUUAUCUGAAUAAAAAAGCUUGCACUUCGUUAAGUCGUUGGCUA
Messenger RNA from Styela clava, 4130 nucleotides. RefSeq names its product alpha-tocopherol transfer protein-like. The record is from RefSeq and is a predicted model, not a curated record. NCBI's taxonomy places the organism in Eukaryota, Metazoa, Chordata, Ascidiacea, Stolidobranchia, Styelidae. Gene Ontology annotation, cellular component: membrane. Gene Ontology annotation, molecular function: phosphatidylinositol bisphosphate binding.